Molecule: messenger RNA, 996 nt
Organism: Mucor mucedo
Lineage: Eukaryota; Fungi; Mucoromycota; Mucoromycetes; Mucorales; Mucoraceae
Product: RNA polymerase Rpb7
Exons: 7
Coding region: 131-646 (171 amino acids)
Biological process (GO): positive regulation of translational initiation; DNA-templated transcription; transcription initiation at RNA polymerase II promoter
Cellular component (GO): P-body; RNA polymerase II, core complex
Molecular function (GO): single-stranded DNA binding; translation initiation factor binding; single-stranded RNA binding
Source: RefSeq, a predicted model, not a curated record
UUCUUUCUAUAAUUACAAACGGGUUUUUUUAACGCGUUAUAGACGGAGCAGAUACAAGGAACCUCUUCCUUCUUUUUUUUUUAAUAAUCUACUGCAACAAAUAAAUCUUGGAUCUUAAAAAUCACACAUCAUGUUUUUCUUGAAAGAAUUGACACACACUAUUUCCUUACACCCAUCGUAUUUUGGACCCAAUAUGCAAGUUCAAUUAAAGGAUAAAUUGUAUGCUGAUGUGGAGGGAACAUGUACAGGAAGAUAUGGUUAUGUUAUCACAGUCUUAUCCCUUCACAAUAUUGGCAAAGGUAAAAUCUUACCCGGAUCUGGCUUGGCAGAAUUCAAGGUUAAUUAUCAAGCUAUCGUCUUCAAACCUUACAAGGGUGAAGUCUUGGAUGCAAUCGUCACAACUGUAAAUAAGAUGGGUUUCUUUGCAGAUGUUGGUCCUUUACAAGUCUUUGUUUCUAACCAUCUUAUACCCACUGAUAUGAAAUUCGAUGCCAAUGGCAAUCCACCAUGUUAUUCUUCGGAGGAUCAGGUGAUACAGAAGGAUGUUCAGGUUCGCUUAAAAUUGGUAGGUACUCGUGUCGAUGCAACUGAAAUAUUUGCUAUCGGUACUAUUAAAGAAGAUUAUUUGGGUGUUAUUUCUUCUUAAAGAUCCCCCUUUCCUCUUACUCAUUUGCUCCUAAACAACAACAAAAAAGAGAAAAAUCAAUAAGAGCCAUAAUUUUCGAUAUUUUGUGUAUUUUCUUUUUUUUCUACCCUGAAAGACUUAAUUUUUCAAACCAAACUGUAAUAACAAGAUAAUCCGGAUCAAAAAAAAUAAAUAAGACUUUAGAUAAUUUGUAUUUAUUGCAAGGCCUAUUAGCUCGAAAUGGUUUAGGUGAUAGUGCGAGACAACCUUUCUUGACGAGGAUCUCCAUUAUCUUGAAAGAUCAGUUUAUGAAGAUUUGAAAAAAAACACAAAAAUAAAGGCCUUUUCUUUUCAUCCUCUUUCAAGUUCCC